Molecule: messenger RNA, 1611 nt
Organism: Raphanus sativus (radish)
Lineage: Eukaryota; Viridiplantae; Streptophyta; Magnoliopsida; Brassicales; Brassicaceae
Product: putative two-component response regulator-like APRR6
Exons: 6
Coding region: 1-1611 (536 amino acids)
Molecular function (GO): DNA binding
Source: RefSeq, a predicted model, not a curated record
AUGAGUGUGAAUGGAGCAAGCGAGGCUAUAUCGGUUAUCGGAAAACAAAAAGAUAUUGGACUUGUUAUAGCCAACGUUGAGCUGACCGACUCAAAUUAUUUUCUCACUGCCAUGCACAACAAAGAAAUUCCUCUUAUACAGAUAAACAUUAAGGAAGCAUCAGAUCUUUUGACAAAAAGAGCCUGUUUUUGUCUGAAGAAGCCAAUUUCUGAAAAUGACAUCGACAACAUGUUGCAACAUGUGGUACCUAAUAAAAGGCAAGAGUGGGAGAAAAUCAACGUAGCUGAAAAACGAGAGAACGUUGUGGAAGAAAGUAUGAGGCAGAUCCAAGCUUUCAGAGACCACAUAAGGAGGCAGGGAUCAAGUCAGUCAUCUUUGCUAGGAAGACGACCACUCAACAAAACAUUCACAUCUUCUGAAAUGUACCGAAACGGAAGAAGCAUAGAAAAUGUUGAGAGACGCAAAAAUGUAUGGACUCGUGACCGUCACAUGAAGUUUUUAGCUGCUAUAUCCAUCUUGGGUGAAAAAGAGUCUCGUCCCAAACCCAUAUUAGAGAUCAUGAAUGACUCAAACUUGUCUCAACGCCAAGUUGCUAGCCAUCUUCAGAAAUACAAAUUUCAAGUUGAGAGAAUUAGCAAUACAUUAACGAGGAAUGAAUGGAAAUCGACGGAUAAAACAUUUCAUUAUCCUUCAGAUUAUGUGUAUCCUUUCAAAGCUUCUAACUUAAUGAAGAAUAUCAUCGAAAGUAACUCAAUGUGGUAUUCCCUGAGAAGAAAAAAAUGUUCCUCAUCAUCUACUGUCCAAUAUUCAUUUGAAAGAUCUGCUGCUGAGAGGAAGGGCAAAAUGCCAAAGUUUCAUCUAGAAGAAACAUCGGGUCUGCAUAGUCACUCACUUUUCGGUUCAAGUGUUGGUGCAUCUAGUUUAGAUGCAUUCCAAAAGGAAUCUGCUCAGAUUUGUAUUAAUCCUAACCCUUCUCAGCCAUCUAGCUAUGUUCUUGAAACCAAUAGGAACCCACUAGAUAUGAACCAAAUGGGUACGGUUUCUCUAGGAGAAAAUCAUGGUUUUUCUCAAGAUACGAUUUUAACUAAAUCAAACCAUUUGGGUUUGGUGUCUGGUGAAACAAGUCAUAUUGAAACCCCACCUGAAACCGAUAUAAACCAAAUGGAUUGGGAUUGGAUUUUUGCUGAGGCGGAUUAUGCUAUUCUUGAAGAUAUGACUGUUUCUGAAACCAAUAGAACCCAAGUGGGUUUGGGUCCUAGUGAAACAAGUUUUGCUGCGUUGGACAAUGUAGCUCCUCCUGCAAAUAAUACGAACGAGAUAGAGUUGGUUCCUUACGAGGAAGGUAAUGAUAUUCCGAUUGAAGAUCUGGUUUCAUUUGAUACUGAUAUGAGCGAGAUGGACUUGGACGCAUGGUUGGAAAACUAUGAUUCUUUUCAGAGAGAUGUUCCUUUGCUGGCUAGUUGCAUCAACCAUGAUCUUGCCUUCACCCCGGCUACAAGCCAGCAUCAAAAUAUAGAAGCCGCAAAUCCAAGGGAGGCUAUAGAAGGAGUCAAUCAUUUGGAUGAUGAUUCAGAUCAGAACCUGGAUUGGAUCGACGAUAUUUUUGCAUGA